Messenger RNA from Drosophila navojoa, 841 nucleotides. RefSeq names its product venom allergen-1. The record is from RefSeq and is a predicted model, not a curated record. Lineage: Eukaryota; Metazoa; Arthropoda; Insecta; Diptera; Drosophilidae.
CAGUUGAGAUUCACGCCAGACAUGCGGAAUAUCCUGCCGAUAACAGUUGUGGCCCUGCUGCUGGGCGUCGCCUGUGGCACGGACUAUUGCAAGAAGAGUUGCGGCAACAGCAAGAACAUUGGCUGCAACAACAGUGGGGCCUGGGGCUCGGCCUGUCCCAGCGACAGAGCGUUGCUCACUCUCUCGGCUGCCGAGAGGAACGCGAUCGUGGACAAGCACAAUGAGUAUCGCAAUUUGAUUGCCGGCGGCGGGGCCAGCCAGCUGAGUGCCGCCUGCCGCAUGGCCACCAUGCAGUGGAAUGACGAGCUGGCCCAUUUGGCCUCUCUCAAUGUGAGAAGCUGUGAGAUGCGCCACGACGCCUGCCGCAAGACCGACAGCUUCGACUGGGCUGGCCAGAAUCUGGCUUGGAUCGGCUACUUCGAUCCGCUGAACACAACCGCCAGUGCCAUCAGCGGUGUGGACAUGUGGUACAACGAGGUCUCCAAUGCGAAGCAGUCCCACAUCGAUGCCUUCCCAGCCAACUACAAAGGCCCCACCAUUGGCCACUUCACCGUCUUGGUCGCCGAUCGCAACACGCACGUUGGCUGCGCCGUCUCCACCUACUCGGUGAAGGGCCAGUCCUACAAUGCCUUCCUCAUGGCCUGCAACUAUGCCACAACCAAUAUUAUUGACGUCAAGAUCUACAACUCCUGCUCCGCGCCGGCCAGCAAGUGCACCACCGGAGUAAAUCCCCAACAUAAAUUCCUGUGCAGCACCAAGGAAGUCUAUGACGUUAACAAUUUGAAAUACUGAGCAAAGCGAAUGAAUCACUGAAAGUCAAUAUAAAUGGUAUAACUUACGA